This is a messenger RNA of Pichia kudriavzevii, 3675 nucleotides long. RefSeq lists its product as uncharacterized. Bases 1 to 3675 code for a protein of 1224 amino acids. The transcript has a single exon. The record is from RefSeq and is a predicted model, not a curated record. NCBI's taxonomy places the organism in Eukaryota, Fungi, Ascomycota, Pichiomycetes, Pichiales, Pichiaceae.
AUGUCCCCUCCAAACAGACAAUACAUGUCAUCUUCUGCAUCUGCGCGUCUGAACUCCACCACCAUUGAUAAUAAUCUCCCCCUUUACGGAAACAAAGAUUCAUCUGAACAUUCUAAUACAUUGUCAAUAAAAGACUCUGAUAUGAGCAACCAAAUAUUGAGCAACGAUUUGAAUAUUAAAACCUCGAAUCAUGUCAUGUCACAAAAUAACAACGUCCCAACAAAUUAUAAUUUGACAAUGCAAGGUGAUGUUGUUCGUUUCCCUGUUGUUCAGCCCACUUAUCCAUCAGUUAUCUUUCAUGAGCAACCACAGCCGUCGAGCUACCAUUCGUUUGAUCACCAUCGUCAAAAAAUCGAGUUCAAGCAGCAACAAAUGAGUUAUGAAAAUAUCCACAACACCCAGUGUAAUCCUUUAUAUUUGCAUCAUCCUCUAGCCCAACAUCAUCAAAUACUUUUACAGCCUCAGGAUAUAAAUCAAUACCAGCCCAUGCAGCCGCUAGAUCAGUUUAACCAACCACAACAACAAGCUCAAAACUAUGCAUUUCAACGAGAGGUAAUCCAACCACAACAACAGCAAAUUUACCACCCUUACCAAUCCGGUUAUGUGCAACAGCAUGUGCAGCAACACCAGCCUCACUAUAUCAACCAACCAAGACUACACAGCCCGUAUCAAUUUGUAUCAAAUAGGGUCAAUAAACCGCCACAUACAAAUUCUCAUAAUCAUAGGAACCAUUUAAAAUUUCUUUCAAGUUUUCCUUCAUGUGAUCAAACAAGAGUCAUAGAUUACCGAUAUGAUCGGUCUCUUUCGAAUCCACAGUCUAUUCAAUGGUUUGAGCAGUCGGUAUACAAUCUAAACCCAUCAUUUGACAGCCGCAGUUAUACAAACCGUUCAAAUAGUUCAAUUCAGUUCGACAAUAGUUUUCAGGAUCUUAGCAAUGCAGCCUCCAGUGCCCCAUCACCAUAUAUGAAACCACCAAUGGGGCAACAACAGUUAAAGGUAUUCCAAAAGAAUCAUUUUUCAACAAAUAUUACUCCCACAUACACGGAUCUGCAAGAUAAUCAUCAUUUGCCUGGAGAUAGUCUAUCUUUUAUUGGCAUGCAUGUUCCUUACCCCGACUUGAACUACUUGAAUCUCGCAAGAGAACCAAAUGUGGAAUCUUCGGGCUUAGCGUUAUCCAACAAAUGUUCAACGUUUGAGCCCAUGUUCAAUGAAAAACAAUUCAAAACUCAAUCAGAUGACCUCAAAAUAAUUAAUAUACCCAACGACCAUCCAUCACCUUUAAGUGGUGCUUCCCCAUUUGAUGCUGCAAAUCAUGCUACAACAGUUGAUACGAAAGCGAAUAAUAACGAUGACAGCAACUUUGGUAAUCAAAGCCUACUUGCAACGUUAUUUAUAUCCAAGUUUAACUCAACGAGAUUUUUGAAAUUUGCGGAGAUUCAUUUUAGUUCGUUUCUGCAAACUAUUGAAAAGCUCAACAUUAGUGCUGAUCAAUUCCCGUCAUAUGAUAUUGAUUCGGAUAAAUGUUUCAGAAAGUCAAGGGAAAAAUUGCUACUUCAGUGGAAUGAUACACAAUCAUCUUUGAGCUUGAACUUUUGCACCUGUAUGAAAUUUGUCUCGUACGACAGUAAACCAUCCGCUUGUCCUUUCAAAUGCGAAGAACCGAUAUUAAAUCAUAAAAAUGUGACAUUUUCAAUUGAGUUAUUCAACAACUUUAUUAUUUCUAUCCUUAAUAAUAAGUCAUUAAGAUCAUAUCUGAAAAAUACAAUUAGACCACAAAAGGAUUCCAGGAGCAACACGUAUUAUUUACAAGGGGUCCAUGAUGGCUCCAUUUAUAGUGACGAAAAAGAUGCUGACCUCGAUUUUAUUUUCACCUUUACAAUAGUUUCACCAAACUUGAAGAUGAAAAAUCCUAACAGUGACAACUACGCCCCUCUUUGUCUGGUUUUGAAUGAACUUCCUCCCGAGUUAAAAUACCGGCCUGAGUUUGUAUUUCUGAUAUGUUUCAACGAUUUGAAUCAGCCAGAACCUAUUGUUAAUAAGUUAUUAGAACCAAUCUUCUUAUACUUUGAACAUUUAAGAAACAAUCCUCUUCGGAUCAGCUUAAAUCGCCAUGAAUACCGUUUCAAAAUAUUGCUACUAUUUGGGUUAAGUAACGCAGAUAAUAACAAAAGAAACCUUCUCAAUGCUUCCAACGUCACUCUAGAUUACCCAUGUUCACUAUGUCCUAUUCCGAGUGUUACUGUGGAGAAUCAGUCUUGUGUGACAUACAGCCUCGUCUAUAAUUCCAGAAAAAUCGAAAGAAUUGACAAGAACAAUUAUAAGGAAACGGUUGUGGAACCAAUGAUCCGUUUUAGUGAGCGGAAACGUGAAAAAUUAUACAAGACUAAAGUUUUAGAUUCCUUAAACUUUUCAAAACAUGUUUUUGUUGACCCUUUAAAUGCCACAUUACUAUGUGUUUUCAAAAAUGGAAUUUUGAGGGUUUGUAUUGAUUACCUUAAGUCUAACCGCUUAAGUAGCAUUGAGCAGAGCAUCAAAACUGCUCAUGAACUUGAAAACUUAUUCAAAAAUCCAAAAAUAGUAUCACAAUUGACCAACUCGAUAUUUUCUGUUCCGACAGACUCAAUUGACAUUGAUGAUUUGAAAGUUUUGCAAAGAAUUUUACCAUUUUUCUUUCGAUUUGAGCUGAGUGAGAUGUUUGAUGCUAGCAGUAGAUUGAAGGAAAAUAUUACUUACAGACUCAAAUCACUUUCUGUCUUACUUGAGUUAAAUAGUUACAUCAGUGUGUUAUUUUGUUCUGAAAUAACUAAAUCAUCUUUGCAGCUGAUAAAAAAAGGGUUUUCCAGUUUGAUCGAGGAAAUUGAAAACUUAUCAAAAUCCAACAAGUUUGAACAUUUGAAUAAGUUACUCAAUGUUUCAUUGCAUUAUAUGAUACAUUUAUAUAAUGAUUGGGAGAAGUUUGGAACACCAAACGUAGCUUCCUUAUUGGAAAUGGACAAGGCUAUUGAUAAAUAUGGUGAAUUGGUGGGUACAAAUGCAAAGCCACUAAAAGAGAAGGAACUGUGUGAUCGUGUCAAGCUUUUAAAUAUUCAAAAUUGUAUGAAAGUUUUCAAUUAUCGAGUGCCAAAGUAUUCAACAUUUGAAUUUAUGGAGAUUGUCCCAAUUCCAGGAAAUCAACUUAGUCAGCGUUGGAGAGUAAAGGUCAAUGAAUUUUGCAAUAGGUUUUUGUCGAAGAAAGAAGGGUAUUUUGAAGAUGGAAACUACAUCAGUUUUGAGAACAUCGGUUUAUUUAGAAAGGAUCAUAUAGAAAACAGGCCAUCUUUACAACCUACUAGAUUCAAUUUGGCUCGUAUUAGAAACUUUAGAAGAAGUGUUGGGUGGAGAUAUAUCUACAUCAACAGCAUGAAUCAAAUUACACAUAUGAACCACGAAACUAAUGAAAAGGUUUCGGCAGUGUUCAUUGAAUACAGGAUGACCAACACGGAAAAGUGGUACUGCCAAACAACACGAGACAGACCCAAGUUUCAAGUUAGUGAGUCUCUGUCAAUGGAUGCACCGAGCAGAGAAAUGAAAUCUGUUUGGCUGGAUGAUAUUCGACUAGUGAACUUGCGGGUGGUCGGUGAAACACAUUGGAUAUAUGAUCCCCAUUUAACUCUGGAUAGUGUAUUUAACAUAUAA